This is a messenger RNA of Stegostoma tigrinum, 1818 nucleotides long. Its product is annotated as zinc finger protein 271-like. The record is from RefSeq and is a predicted model, not a curated record. Lineage: Eukaryota; Metazoa; Chordata; Chondrichthyes; Orectolobiformes; Stegostomatidae. Bases 491 to 1183 code for a protein of 230 amino acids. Gene Ontology annotation, molecular function: DNA-binding transcription factor activity, RNA polymerase II-specific; RNA polymerase II cis-regulatory region sequence-specific DNA binding. Gene Ontology annotation, biological process: central nervous system development; regulation of transcription by RNA polymerase II. The transcript has 2 exons. Gene Ontology annotation, cellular component: nucleus.
GUUCACUUCCUAUAGGGACUGAAAACCAAGUGAGGAGAUGAAGGAUUACUCCAUACUAUGCCAAAGAAUACACGGAGGAUAGACACUGCAGGUAGAUCCUGACCAUUACCCAAGGAACAACUACAUAAUUGUGAGAAGACAUCCAGAUACUUCACAGCGCUGCUCAGCACUGAGAAGGUAGCACAGUGAAACCAUUAUCUCGAAACUGGUCAGGUCAGGGGUGCUUUGUCAUAUCACCAGAUCGGAUACUGGUCAAUGUUGUGGGGUGUUACAUCAGAAGCAGCCUUUCUGAACGAUUGGCUGCGGAUGAUCGGUCAAGAUGAGGUUGAGAAGAAGUGUGACUGUCUCCAAGUGUGGUGAGAGCUUCAACCAUUCAUUGAGCCUCAUGAACACUGAUUCAUUCCUAUAGGAGAGGGUCUGUUCAAGUGUGAGGUAUGUGAAGAGGGUUCCACAGUCUUUGUGGAUACAAGUUCAUAAGUGUGAACACAAAAUGAGCAUCAUGGAAGAGAAAACCUUCAAGUGUGAGGUGUGUAGCCGAGCCUUUGCACACUCAUCAACGCUGGUGAAUCACAGACGCAUUCACACUGGUGAGAGGCCAUUCAUGUGUGAGGUGUGUAACCACGGAUUUGCACAGUCCUCAGGCCUGGUGAAACAUCGGCGCAUUCAUACAGGGGAGAAACCAUUCACGUGCAACGUGUGUGACAAAUCAUUCUCGCAGUCAUCGAAUCUUCGUGUGCACCAACACAUUCACAGUGGGGAGAAACCGUUCAUGUGUGAGGUGUGUAACAAGUCAUUCUCUCGGUCAUCGCCCUUCCUCCUACACCAGUACAUUCACACUGGAGAGAAACCAUUCGUGUGCAAAGUGUGUGACAAAUCAUUCUUGUCAUCCUCUGAUCUCCGCAUACAUCGACGCAGUCACACGGGAGAGAAGCCGUUCACAUGCGAGGUGUGUGAGAAAGCAUUCUCAUCAUCAUCAGAUCUCCGUAAGCACCAACGGGUUCACACUGGACUGAAAACUUUUACCUGUGAGGUGUGUGACAAAUCCUUCUUGGAGUCAUCGAACCUCCGCAAACAUCAACGAAUCCACAGAGGGGAGAAACCAUUCAAGUGUAAGGUUUGUGACAAGUCAUUCUCUCAAUCAUCGAAUCUCCUAGUCCAUCAGAGGAUUCACACAGGUCUGUAAUACUUCACGUGGACUAAUACUUCACAGGGAGUAACCUUUUCAGUAUGUGAUUUGUCAGUGCAAUCCCUGGUCUACCAGCGCACUGAGGGAAGAGAGAAACUCUGUUUGUAUUGAAGUUCCUGGACCUCCUGGAACAUUUGUGAAUGCGCUCUAGGAUCUACCUAACCAACUUGUCCGUGGUGUGUGAACCAUGUACACAGUCUCACAUUGCAGGGUGUUCAGUGGGACUGGGACACAACAAGAAGCAGCUUUCACUCCCAUCAAACACCUAGUGAUGACAUCACCAGUGCUGAGGGAUUAUGAUGUCAACAAUGGAGCCACCCUGCAGUGUGAUGUCAGUGACACAGGACUUGGAGCAAUCCCCGUGCAGUGAGGGCAACCCGUUGGGUUUGUAUCCAGUUAACACAGACUGAACAAUACAGUAUCCAAGACUGAAAAAGACAGUCUGACUGUUAUCUUUGUGUGUGAGCAUAUUAACAAGUACCUGUUUGGGAGAGGGCUCAUGAUUGUGCAAUCUGAAUACAAGCCAUUUCAAAGCAUUUUUUUCAAACCACUUCUACCUCUUUCAAAGCAUUUGCACAGGACAUUAAUUUGUUUGAAGAAAUUUCACUUGAUAGUCAACUCCAAGCAAAUAA